Messenger RNA from Aplysia californica (California sea hare), 1370 nucleotides. Its product is annotated as endoribonuclease YbeY-like. The transcript is spliced from 3 exons. Gene Ontology annotation, molecular function: metalloendopeptidase activity. The coding region runs from base 763 to 1278 and encodes 171 amino acids. NCBI's taxonomy places the organism in Eukaryota, Metazoa, Mollusca, Gastropoda, Aplysiida, Aplysiidae. Gene Ontology annotation, biological process: rRNA processing. The record is from RefSeq and is a predicted model, not a curated record.
CCAAACAUUCAGUUUUCAAGUUUCUAAUCUUAAGGGCCAAUUUAAGAAAGAGUUAAGCUUUAUUCUCAAUAGAUAUCUUAUAAUUUUGAAAAAUAUAAUUUCAAUAAAUAAGGAAAGCCUAUUUGGUAGAGUAUGAUCAUCUUGCAAAUUGCAAGACAGAACGCUGAAAACGAAACCGGAAAUUGCAUGUGGGUGGAUGAAUCGGAUGAGCCGAGCCGCCUCUGGAGAUCUCAGAUCUAGAUCUAGUCGCUCAGUAUUGUAUUUCCAUUGAUGAUACCAGAGACCUAGCAACGUCUACGAUGAUAUUCUAAUAGUUAUACGCCUAUACAAAUCAUGUUGCAGUUGCAUUAUGUUUGAACCCAAAAGCGCCUUGCCAUGGACUGGGUCCAUGAAUGAGUCCGUGCCAGGCCAGAGGUCUAUCAGAGACUUGAGAGACUUGUUUCGAGUAAAAGAGUGCAGUGUUUGAGUGUUCACGAUUGCCUUAAAAAAAAAAUUUAAAAAUAGCCUCCUAGGCCUACCGCCUACAGUCCAGAGUACUAGAUCUGUCUAAGGUUAAGAACAACAACUGCAGUAGGUGAGUAGGCCUACAAUUACAGCCACAAUGUAGUGAACUGAAGACUGAAGCCGACCCUACCCUACUCGCUGCUGUAACAUCAUAUAUACACUGUGGUCUGAAUACAAAACAACACACUGUGUAGUACUGUACAGCACUGCUACUCUUCCAUCCGUUCAUGAUUUUAGAAAAGAUCAUUCUCAUUAGUCAUGACUCUGGUGAUCAGAAAUCUGCAACAGGCUGUGAAGGUCAACAUUUUCCAGUUGCAUUUUGACUCUUGCCUAAUUCGAAAGCUCGCAGGGUAUGAACGUUUUGGUUUUGGAGUGAUGUUGACAUCUGAUGAAGAGAUUCGACUGCUGAAUGAACAAUACCGAGGCGAAAAUGAUGUGACAGAUGUUCUAGCAUUUCCUUAUCACGAGAUAUCUCCGGACAAUGCUGGAUGCGUCCCAGAAACUUGUGAAGAUGAAAUGAUUCUGGGGGAUAUAGUUUUGGGACUACCAUACAUUGCCUGUCAAGCUCAGAAGAACAAGGAACAUUUUGAUAGUUCCGUGAUGACCAUGAUAACUCAUGGAUUGUGCCAUCUUGUGGGAUUUGACCAUGAGACACAUGAACAGUGGACUAAGAUGUGGCAGAGAGAGAUGGACAUUUUGACCAAAUUCAACAAAGUCACUGGCUACAGAUGCUCACCUCUACUUGCUGUUGGACACUUCUCAGAGGAGUACUAGAUAACUCUAUGAAUGUAUCACAAUGCCGUUGAAUCAGGAUCUCGUCAAUGUUGGGGCACAUGGAGUUAUUGAUACAGUGGGUGUCGCAUUCA